Molecule: messenger RNA, 2732 nt
Organism: Gasterosteus aculeatus aculeatus (three-spined stickleback)
Lineage: Eukaryota; Metazoa; Chordata; Actinopteri; Perciformes; Gasterosteidae
Biological process (GO): Golgi to secretory granule transport; vesicle transport along microtubule
Source: RefSeq, a predicted model, not a curated record
AUGGAUCGACUGGAUGAAUGGAGCUUCAAGUCCCAGAAAAUGGACCUGGAGGAGGGUUUCUUCUUCGACUACGGAGCGGAGGAAAUGACGGGUUAUCCAGAGCCCGGUGAACUGCUGGCUGCGCUGAAACAAAAGGAGGAAGAGGUUAUUUUGGCGGCCCAGCUGGGAAACGCGUUGCUGCUGGAGAACCGUCAGCUGAAAGAGCGCAGCGACAAACUUCAUGACGAGUACGCGGACAAGCUGGAGGAGCUGGAGCAGGGCAGACAUGAGCUGCGGCUGAAGCUGGAGGGCUGCCGGUCCCAGUGGGAGAGCCAGGUGUCGGACCUGGAGAGGGAUGCGGGGGAGCUGAGCGCCCAGGUGGAGCGGCUCACCCGGGCCCUCGGCGAGGCCGAGCGGGACAAGAGUCGAGCCCAGCAGGAGCAGAGCGAGCUCACGCAGCGACUCGGGGAGCAGCUCAACACCGCGAUGGCGGUGGAGAGAACCAUGUCCAGUGAGCUGCUGGCGCUGAAACAGGAGCUCCAACAAAAAGGAACCCACAACAGGCCGCUAGAGGAGGAGCUUGUCAGCGCCAUGAGGGAGCAGGUGCUGCGUCUCACCCAGAAGGAGCAGGUGCUGGAGGAGCGUUUGGCAAGUGUGUGUCAAGAAAACACUGAGCUGAGGGCGACUUUGGCCUCUUUGCACACACGCCUGGCUCUACAAGACCAAGUCAACCAGCAGCACAGCCAACAGCUAGCCGGGGCGCUGCAGGAGGUGGAGGCUGCACACGGUCGCUCACAGCAGCUACAGGCCCAGGUGGAGGAGCUACAGGAGGAGGUGUCCCUGCAGGAGGGCAGGAGCUACGGAGACGCCUCCCUGCUGUCCGAGCUGGAGAACAGCCUGGAGACGCCGCGCCUCGGGGUCAGCAAAGAAGAGAUUACACAAGAAAUGUGGUCCAGUCUUCAGUUGCUACUCCCACUGACACAGAAACUGAACAGCUCGGGGAGGUCAGAGGUCGUGAAUCAGAAGGAAGACCUGCAGGCAAUGCUGCAUCAGCUGAAGGGAGUGGCCCAGACCCUGGCGCUGGCGUCCGGCCCGCAGGAGCUGAAUCGAGCUUUUGUCGACAGGACAGGCGAUCAGCGUGGGAAUCUGAGUGCAGCACAUGAGCUGAGCGAUCAGAACGUCCAUCUGCAGCAGGAAAACGCAGAGUUGAAACAGAAGCUGCAGGACGUGCAGGAGGAAGCUGAUGUCGUCCAACAGGCCAUCAGAGACAGAGAUGAAGCCAUAGCCAAGAAAAACCUGAUGGAGGCUGAGUUAGUGAGAAGUAAAAGUGACAUGAUGUCUCUCAACAACCAGUUAUUAGAAGCCAUCCAACGCAAACUGGAGUUGUCACAGGAACUGGAAGCCUGGCAGGACGAUAUCCAGAUCAUUAUCAACCAGCAGCUCAGGUCCCAGCAGCAGAUGGAGCAUCCUCAAAAGAAGUCCACCUCCAACGGCACGUCCUUCUUCCGCAGGGGGGGCAGGGCGGCCUCCACCUCCUCCACCUGGAGUUCGGACGCUAAUCAGGGCAAAACACCCUGGAGAGACUGGUUACGACGGGGGAAAGGGGCAAACAACGGACAGUGAGUGCCAUGCCAACCUCUUGUGGUGCUGAGGAGAGGAUGUACCAGAAUAAUGGGUUGGAGGUCCCAAGUGCAGCUUCCACUCCAUGCGUGGUUAGCAGAAGCCACGAAGACUCUUGUCAUUCAACGGAGCCGCUGAGGACAAAGACUUGUCGAAGGGGCCCUUAAUCGUCCACGUUUCACUGAGAGGGCCUUGUGAAAAUCUCAAUUGUGAUUUAAAAACCAUUUUCGACAGAAUUACAUGAAAGGGUUUACUUGAGACUGUAAAUAUUGUGCCUUGUUUUGCAAAAAAUGUGAAUGUCUUUAUGACUGAGACUUUAUAUGGUAGGUGUAGAUCAAUGCAGAGUAUUUGUUCAGAUCAAAAGGGAGAAGCACUGUCAGGAAAUAAACAACGCAUUUGAAUCAUUCUGAUUUUGCGCACCAAGUUUGAUGUGAGAAGUUACAUGUUCUACAGCUUUGCUCAAAAGCUAAAUAUGUGAAAAGGUUUAUACAAGAAACACUGUAUGUCUUUGUACGCUGAGAUGGCUGUUAUUUUUUACAAUUUUGUUUUUGUUCUUUGGAGGACAACUUGCUAUGAAUCAGUGUCUAGCGGAACAAUGUGUUUGUGACUUAAUGUUCAAUAUUAACUCUGCUCAGUAGACUGAGCUGUUCCUUAAACUGUAUAAAUGUACACAGCUGGAAUCAUUUCAUGAAACAUAAAAUAAUCCUUGUAGGUUUUGAGUGAUUUGUGUUCAGAAUGUUGAUCAGAAGUGGGGGAGAAUUGGAAAGCUGCCUACGCAUCUGGACAAGAUGGCUGCUUGACCAGUAAGAAAAAGUAAAGAUGUUAAGUCAGGAAAACGAAUUUGCUCAUUGACGUCAUUCUGGAGAAGUAGUUGUUCAUCAAUAUAGAGUAAAAUACAGUGUUAAAAUGCAGCACGGGCCCCAGGAGGACCAUGAACUGAGAUUGUUUGACAAAUACGCAAAUUAUAAACAAGUGCCUGAAUAAGAGAGGCAGCCUUAUGUGAGGUACACUGCUUGAAAAAAAUGGAAGGAGAUGAAUUAAAAGGUAUUUAUAAGAACUUCAAAAGCCCAAUAUUAGUCAAAUGGCCUUUAAGUGAUCUAUUUAACUGUUACGAAUUAAAGGAUUUGUGUCUG